AUGGGUCUCCCUCAACAAACAAACACCCCUAUCGAGAAGCCCUCGACCUCCGAGACAGCCGAGAACAACAUGGACUCCAUUCCUGCCGCCAACGUCAGCACACAAAACAGCUCGAUCGGCGCCACGAAUAGCUCAGAACUGGCUGGAGGUGCCAUUGGCGGUACCUCAGGAGAUGCCGAGAGGGCAGCUGAGAAGCUCUACGAGGAGAGAAUGGAGGAGGAGUACGCCAAGCGCGAGGGAGGUGCUUAA
This is a messenger RNA of Aureobasidium namibiae CBS 147.97, 249 nucleotides long. RefSeq lists its product as uncharacterized. Bases 1 to 249 code for a protein of 82 amino acids. The record is from RefSeq and is a predicted model, not a curated record. Lineage: Eukaryota; Fungi; Ascomycota; Dothideomycetes; Dothideales; Saccotheciaceae. The transcript is spliced from 2 exons.